Molecule: messenger RNA, 312 nt
Organism: Fusarium musae
Lineage: Eukaryota; Fungi; Ascomycota; Sordariomycetes; Hypocreales; Nectriaceae
Exons: 2
Coding region: 1-312 (103 amino acids)
Source: RefSeq, a predicted model, not a curated record
AUGGCACCUCUUCUCCUCGCCCUCCCCAUCGCAGCGCAGCCCGAGAUCACUUCAACCCCAGCCUCUACCGCUGCUGCCCCAAAGACCACCGACAGCAUUUCAUCCGCUCCCGAGACAACUGAAUACACGAUUGUGUCGACCAUUACGCGCAGUAACGGCAUCGACUAUUACGCCGUUCCGAUGAGCCAAUACAAUGCAACUGCCACUGGAAGAGAUCCCGCAGCGACUGUUGGCAAUGCUGGGGCUGGAUUGAUGGUUGGCACUGCUGGUCUUGUUGCCGGAGUUUUGGGCGCGCUUGCAGUUGUGCUGUGA